AUGUCCGAGCGAUAUGUCACCCAUGCCACUCCCACUCUCUUCAAUGCCGGUACCCCUUUGCCUCAAAUGUCAUCAUGCUUCCCUGAUACCCUGAAAAACUGUGCUUUGAUCAGCAAAUCGGCCAGUGGCAUAGGAAUGAGCAUUCAUAACAUUCGGGCCUGGAGGUUGACAAUGGUAGUGACUGGUGACGUUUCCGACCAGAAACUCGGGCUUGUCAUCGCUUGGACCAACGUAUGGCGUGUGUACGAAGAUAACUGGAGGAGCUGGGGCUCGAUCAGGCAAGAGGGCGACGAUGAUCUCACCUUGAGCACAAUCGCUACGAGAAAGCUCAAAUUCGGGGUUCGGGCACAGGGAUUGAAGGUAGACUGCCAGCCAGUUUACCAACAAGGCGAUGCGGAAAACCAGUGGGUUGUUCCUUGGGUGCGGUCGGGGUCGUGCUCGGACUUCGGGAACGGCGGCCAGGGAACAAAUAUCCCUCAAAGUUCAUCAACAGAUGCUGAAGUUGGCCAAGCGGACGCGGAGCUGCUCUCAUCGAUGGAAUCCGAACGCGAGGAAAUGCAGCUUCGAACAACGCUGGCGGUUCUUCAGACAUUUCACGUACAUACCUCCUUCCAACUAUUGAUUUUAGAAUCUCUGCUUCCCCCACGCAGUGAGAGAUCGAAUAACACGAUCAAUCUUGUACCGAAAGAUAUUCUGGCGUUCGAACUUGGACCAUUCAGCUCAGUGGUUGGUUACGGAGAUACCAGCAAUAGGAUAAUCAGUUGGUGGGAUGUGACAUAUUUGAAUGGCGUAUGA
Molecule: messenger RNA, 795 nt
Organism: Lentinula edodes (shiitake mushroom)
Lineage: Eukaryota; Fungi; Basidiomycota; Agaricomycetes; Agaricales; Omphalotaceae
Exons: 6
Coding region: 1-795 (264 amino acids)
Biological process (GO): deoxyribonucleotide biosynthetic process
Cellular component (GO): ribonucleoside-diphosphate reductase complex
Molecular function (GO): ATP binding; ribonucleoside-diphosphate reductase activity, thioredoxin disulfide as acceptor
Source: RefSeq, a predicted model, not a curated record